ACUGGCUUUGGGAGGGGAGGUUUCCCUGCCUCGACAACCUGAGGACUCUGCACUUGCAACUCUUGCUUGGCCUGGCCACCCUGGGACUUUGGAGGUGGGGACUGAGUUCCUGAGUGCUAAGGAAGUACCUGCUGUGGAGACCAUGUCUGACAAUGGGACAGAUGCCCCUGCUGAAGUCCAGACUGCUGUGGAGGAACCUGUCCCACAGCCCAGCGUGGUGGACCGCGUGGCCGGCCUGCCUCUUGUCAGCUCCACGUGUGAGAUGGUGAGUGCAGCCUACACCGCCACCAAGGACCGCUACCCCCGGGUGAAGACUGUGUGUGAUGCGGCGGAGAAGGGCGUCAAGACCCUCACUGCGGCCGCGGUCAGUGGGGCACAGCCCAUCUUGUCCAAGCUGGAGCCCCAGAUUGCUUCGGCCAGCGAGUACGCACACCGAGGGCUGGACAGAUUGCAGGAGAGCCUGCCCAUCCUCCAACAGCCAACUGAGAAGGUUCUAGCAGACACUAAGGAACUGGUGUCAUCUACAGUAUCUGGAGCCAAAGAAAUGGUAUCCACCUCAGUGACCGGUGCAAAGGACACAGUGGCCACCCGGGUGGCCGGAGCAGUGGAUGUGACCCGGGGGGCUGUGCAGAGCAGCCUGGACAUGACCAAGUCAGCGGUGACCAGCGGCGUCCAGUCAGUCAUGGGCUCCCGGGUGGGACAGAUGGUGAUCAGCGGAGUGGACUCGAUGCUGGUAAAAUCAGAGGCCUGGGCGGACAACCGCCUGCCCCUGACGGACGCAGAGCUGGCCCUGAUCGCCACGUCCCCAGAGGGCUUGGACAUUGCCUCGCUGCAGCAGCAGAGACAGGAACAGAACUACUUCGUUCGACUGGGCUCUCUGUCAGAACGGCUGCGCAACCACGCCUAUGAGCACUCACUGGGCAAGCUGUGCAAAGCCAGGCAGAAUGCCCAUGAGGGGCUGCAGCAGCUCAUGCAUGCCCUCAGCCUGAUGGAAUCCGUGAAACAGGGCAUGGACCAGAGGCUGGAGGAGGGGCAGGAGAAGCUGCACCAGAUGUGGCUCAGCUGGAACCAGAAGAAGCCCCAAGAUGCAGAAAAGGACCCAGCUAAACCAGAGCAGGUGGAGGCCCAGGCACUCGGCAUGUUCAGGGACAUCACCCAGCAGCUGCAAAGCACGUGUGCGGCCAUGGGGGCCAGCAUCCAGGGCCUGCCUGGCCACGUCAGGGAGCAGGCCCAGCAGGCCCGCAGCCAGGUCGAGGACCUUCAGGCCACUUUCUCUGGCAUCCAUUCCUUCCAAGACCUCACAGCGGGUGUUCUUGCCCAGGCUCGGGAGCGCAUAGGCAGAGCCCGGGAGGCCCUUGACCACACUGUAGAGUAUGUGGCUCAGAACACUCCGGUCACCUGGCUGGUUGGUCCCUUUGCUCCUGGAAUCACUGAGAAACCCAUGGAAGAGGAGAAGAAGUAGGGAUGGGCAGGGCUAGCAGCUAACUCCGGUCUGCUUUUCCCAAAAGUCCUGUUGUACACCAAGUCCUCACCUCCCCUGAGUCUGAAGAAGUAUUCAGUCUCUUCCUGUCAGUCUUUUAAAGCAGAAAAAAAAUGUUCUAGAAUGUUCCUGGGAAAAAAUUUCUAGAAUGUUCUAGAAUAAUUUUUUGCUUAAAAAAAAAUCAGGGUAACAUGGCACAUGCCUGUCAUCCUAUGCAAGAAUUCAAAGCCAGAUGCUGCAUAGCAAAUUCAGUGAUAGCCUAAGCUAGGUAAGACCUUGUCUUGACAUACAUCAGGCCACGGUGAUAUUCCAUUCCAGUGCCUUUACUAUGUCGUGGCCUACAAUAGCAAGUGCUUUCCUAACAGACCCAGAUACCUGGUCCAAGAAGCCGGCCUCCGUGACAGGGUGGACAGCAGGGACGUGGAAAUCAUUUCAGAUGAGAAAGUGGCUAAAGGCUGAGUGUCCAGUGUUUCUCCAGUUUCCUGGGGUUCGUUAUUGCUUUAAUAAAUUUUGCGUGCAUCAGA
This is a messenger RNA of Mesocricetus auratus (golden hamster), 2004 nucleotides long. It is a transcript of the gene Plin3, whose product is annotated as perilipin 3. NCBI's taxonomy places the organism in Eukaryota, Metazoa, Chordata, Mammalia, Rodentia, Cricetidae. The transcript has 9 exons. Bases 143 to 1462 code for a protein of 439 amino acids. Gene Ontology annotation, biological process: lipid storage; positive regulation of triglyceride storage. The record is from RefSeq and is a predicted model, not a curated record. Gene Ontology annotation, cellular component: cytosol; lipid droplet.